Molecule: messenger RNA, 675 nt
Organism: Cavenderia fasciculata
Lineage: Eukaryota; Evosea; Eumycetozoa; Acytosteliales; Cavenderiaceae
Gene: surf1-2
Product: surf1 family protein
Exons: 2
Coding region: 1-675 (224 amino acids)
Cellular component (GO): membrane
Source: RefSeq, a predicted model, not a curated record
AUGACUCAUUUAUAUUUCUAUUAUUUCUACAAGAAAAGAAGUUUUGGUUUAUUUAAAAUCUUCCCAAUCAUAUCCUUUGGUUUGGGUAGUUGGCAAGUCUAUAGAUAUCAAUGGAAAAAGGAAAUCAUUCAAAAGGCAAAAGAGAAUGUCGAAAUGGAACCAAUAGAGAUGAAUGACUCUUUGGUUGACAGUCUUCUUCAAAGUUCUGAACUAUCAGACGACUCUAAAAAACGAUUAGAGUUUAGAAGAGUCGAGGUCAACGGUACCUAUACACCAAAUAGUAAAGAGAUUUAUCUAGGUCCACGUACAUACGAAGGACAAGUGGGAUACUAUGUCAUUCAACCAUUACAGCUGCAACACAGCAAUAAGCAAGUGUUGAUCAAUCGUGGAUGGCUACCAACACAACUCAUAAGAGAUCGUCCUGUGAUUACCUCGGAUCUACCAGAGCCAACCACUGUUGAGGGGUUGAUUGGAAAAAGUAAAGAGGCUGGUAGCAUAUUUACGCCACCAAACGAUCCGGCAAAUAAUCAAUGGUAUUUUAUCGACGCAGAGCAAAUGGCCUCGGUCAACCCAAAUACAGCACCUCUUAUUCAGACAACACCCAAUAUUCCAAACAGACAAAGACUAGACAACAACAAAUGGCAUCUCGCUUUAAGAGAUUCGACACAAAUGUAG